Molecule: messenger RNA, 2238 nt
Organism: Panicum hallii
Lineage: Eukaryota; Viridiplantae; Streptophyta; Magnoliopsida; Poales; Poaceae
Product: proline-rich receptor-like protein kinase PERK1
Exons: 8
Coding region: 1-2016 (671 amino acids)
Biological process (GO): protein phosphorylation
Molecular function (GO): ATP binding; protein kinase activity
Source: RefSeq, a predicted model, not a curated record
AUGUCGUCGCCGACGGGCGCGCCGGCGCCGACCACGCCGCCGGCCCCGCCGGCCAACGCGACCACCCCGCCGCCGCCGACCCCGUCCGCGCCGCCGCCGUCCGCCCCGGCGGCGCCCACCCCGCCCACGCCCGCCGCGCCGUCCCCGCCGGCUCCCUCCGCGCCGCCGCCCUCCUCCCCCUCCGUCCCGGCUCCCGCGACCCCCGCCGCGUCCCCGCCCGCGCCGUCCUCCUCCACCCCGGCGACGCCCUCCGCGCCGUCGCCCUCCUCCCCCGGUGGGGGGACGCCUGCCGCGCCGUCCCCGCCCUCCGACACGCCCUCGCCGCCGUCCUCCGGGGGAGGGGGCGGCAAGUCCCCGUCCACGCCGUCGUCCGGCAGGUCGCCGUCCACGCCAAGCCACUCCCCGCCCAAGUCGCACUCGGGGGGAGGCGGCGGCGGCGGCGGAAACGGGCCGUCCACGUCGCUCGUGGUGGGCGUGGCCGUCGGGGGGUUCGUGCUCCUGCUGCUCGCCAGCUUCAUCUGCCUCUGCUGCCUCCGCAAGAAGCGCCGCCGCGCGCCGCCUCCGCCGCACUACGGGUACCCUCCUCCGCCUCCGCCGCCGUACAAGGAGGAUCCAUACGGUGGAACAUACCAAAAUUGGCAGCAGCAAAAUGCACCUCCUCCACCACCUGAACAUGUUGUCAAGAUGCACCCUUCACCCCCGCCAGCAUAUGCCAACCGUCCUCCACAGCCACCUCCACCUCCUCCACCAGCAAUGUUAAACAGUAGUGGUGGGUCUGGUUCUAAUUACUCUGGUGGCGAGAUCCUACCUCCACCAUCCCCUGGCGCUGCCCUUGGCUUCUCUAAGAGCACAUUCACGUAUGAAGAGUUGGUGAGGGCAACUGAUGGAUUCUCUGAUGCUAAUCUCCUUGGACAAGGUGGUUUUGGGUAUGUCCACAGAGGAUUGCUGCCUAAUGGAAAAGAGAUUGCUGUAAAGCAGUUGAAGCUUGGAAGUGGCCAGGGGGAGCGUGAGUUCCAGGCUGAGGUUGAGAUUAUCAGUCGAGUACAUCACAAACAUCUCGUGUCUUUGGUUGGUUAUUGCAUUUCUGGAGGCAAGAGGUUGCUUGUUUAUGAGUUUGUUCCCAACAACACAUUGGAAUUCCACUUACAUGGGAAAGAUCGACCGACAAUGGAGUGGCCCACUAGAUUAAAAAUUGCUUUGGGUGCUGCCAAGGGUUUAGCGUACCUUCAUGAAGACUGCCAUCCGAAGAUCAUCCACCGUGAUAUAAAGGCAUCAAACAUUCUUCUUGACUUCAAAUUUGAAGCUAAGGUUGCGGAUUUUGGACUUGCAAAAUUCACUACUGAUAACAACACCCAUGUUUCAACAAGAGUAAUGGGCACAUUUGGGUAUUUGGCUCCUGAGUAUGCGUCUUCCGGCAAGCUCACUGAAAAAUCAGAUGUAUUUUCUUUCGGAGUUAUGCUUCUUGAGCUAAUAACUGGGCGGCGACCAGUUGACUCGACCCAAACAUAUAUGGAUGACAGCUUGGUUGACUGGGCAAGGCCUUUACUGAUGCGAGCACUAGAGGAUGGUGAAUAUGAUUCUUUGGUGGAUCCUCGGCUCGCCAAGGAUUUCAAUCCUAACGAGAUGGCAAGAAUGAUAGCCUGUGCUGCUGCAUGUGUACGCCAUUCUGCACGUCGUCGUCCACGCAUGAGCCAGGUUGUUCGAGCUUUGGAAGGUGAUGUGUCAUUGGAGGAUCUCAACGAAGGUGUCCGACCUGGUCACAGCCGCUUCUUCGGGUCGUACAGCAGCUCCGACUACGACUCAGGCCAAUACAACGAAGACAUGAAGAAGUUCAGGAAGAUGGCGUUCAACACCAACAACUACACCAGCAGCCAGUACAGCGCGCCGACCAGCGAGUACGGGCAGAUACCAUCUGCGUCAAGCAGCGAGGGCCACCAGACCCAGGAGAUGGAGUCGGGCGCGAUGAAGAAAAGCGCCUACAGUGGCUACAGCUCAGGAUACAGCGGAGCCUCGUGAGGGAAUUCCUUUUCUCCUUUUUUUUUUCUUUUUUCCUUAUGACGUCUGUUGCAAUUUGUAAAGUCUGGCCGAGUUAUAUGACCAAAGUCGCUGACUUGCGUGUGGUGUACCCGAGUAUAGCUUUUGGUAGCUGGAAUCGUUGAUUCUUUGAUAAGUAUGUUCUUGAUGUGCCCGCCAACGUUUGCUGUGCAAUUCAAAGAGAGCUAAUUGACUGUUGAUAUA